AUGAAAGAAAAAAGCUAUAUGAUGAUUGUUGUUAUUUCCCAAGCUUCCAAGCCUCAAUUUCAUGAGCCAUCCCCAAUGAAAUCUGAAAUCGAUCCUUCGAAGGCCGAUGCCUUUACACAUGCUCUCGCUGGAGGGGCUGGAGGAGCUCUCUCGAUGGCACUGACAUAUCCGCUGGUCGCGAUCACCACCCGGCUUCAGACGCAGACGAAAAGCUCGGAGACGGACAAGCUUACCGUAGCCGAGACUAUAAGGGAAAUUUACGAGAAGAACGGAAUUCUAGGCUUUUUUGCGGGGCUUGAGAGCGCCGUUUUGGGGAUGACCCUGUCGAAUUUUGUUUACUACUACUGCUACGAGGCGUCUUCUAGGUGUCUAAUGAGAGCCAGAAGGACACAGAGACUCAGUACCGCUGAGUCGAUGUUGGUUGGGAGUAUCGCAGGCUCUGUGAAUGCAGUCAUAGCCAACCCGCUGUGGGUUGCCAACACUAGAAUGACCGUAGACAAAAGUGACCGCGGGGUACUCGCUACAAUUGCAAACAUUUCGAAAACCGAGGGCCUCAGCGCACUUUUUAGCGGUCUAAAGCCUGCACUUGUCUUAGUGAUCAACCCUAUAAUUCAAUACACAGUUUAUGAACAGCUGAAAAACCGGGUGCUUGAGUCUCGACAAAAGCGUGUUUUGUCACCGUCAUGGGCGUUUAUUCUUGGUGCUUUAGGAAAACUGGCUGCUACUAGUUCAACGUAUCCGUAUGUGACAAUGAAAGCGCGGAUGCACCUAUCGAAGAAUGAAGGAUCAUCGCCCGCCGAAAAUUCCAAAUCGCUUCUAUCUUUGAUGGGCGAAAUAAUCAAAAGAGACGGUAUCCUUGGCUUAUACGGUGGAAUUGGGGUCAAACUUAUUCAAAGCAUUCUCACAGCAGCAUUUUUGUUCUUUUUCAAGGAGGGAUUGGUUAUCUGGAGCAUAAAACUACUACGGUUACUACGUGCAUUUAGCAGAAAACGCAAACUGUUGACAACCGCAAGAGCUCAGGGUUAA
Molecule: messenger RNA, 1026 nt
Organism: Lachancea thermotolerans CBS 6340
Lineage: Eukaryota; Fungi; Ascomycota; Saccharomycetes; Saccharomycetales; Saccharomycetaceae
Product: KLTH0F15422p
Exons: 1
Coding region: 1-1026 (341 amino acids)
Cellular component (GO): peroxisomal membrane
Molecular function (GO): ATP transmembrane transporter activity; FMN transmembrane transporter activity; AMP transmembrane transporter activity
Source: RefSeq, a predicted model, not a curated record